Messenger RNA from Diachasmimorpha longicaudata, 5251 nucleotides. Its product is annotated as E3 ubiquitin-protein ligase RBBP6-like. The coding region runs from base 158 to 3124 and encodes 988 amino acids. Lineage: Eukaryota; Metazoa; Arthropoda; Insecta; Hymenoptera; Braconidae. The record is from RefSeq and is a predicted model, not a curated record. The transcript has 2 exons.
AGUCGAGGUGGCCUCGAAGGGCACUAUUUGUUUUGCUGUAGCGUCACAAAAAAACGAACGCAACAUCCAAUUCUCCAUGUAUUUCGCAACAUCGGUAAUUAGUUUAUUCAUUAAUCCAUGGUACAAUACAAUAGUUGAUAUCAGAAAGUAACCAGCGAUGCCGAAGGAAGAGUGUUUUAUUUGUGCAACCGAUGAGGGAUUACUCCUGGAUGUUUUGGCUCAGGGAAAAGAUAUUCGUGAUGUUAUCCAGAAUUAUUUAUCUCUGGAGGUACAAAAAAGGAAAGCUCCAGCCAGCAGGAUAUGUUACAAAUGCGCCUACGAGUUGACUGAGUGCAAUAAAUUUAUUGGAAAAUUUAAUCAAGUACAUGAUAAUCAAAGCAAUAAGAAAUCACCGCAACGAAGGGGCCACUGUAACCUAUGCUCGGAGCCAGGAAAGAAGGGAUUUAUCUACGACCUCCAGAACGAGGCUCUCAACAAUGUUUUCAUCCAAAUUCAGGAUUUAUUCGGCCGCGAUCUCUCCUCGACGAGCAGAUCAUUCUUAGUGUGUUUAUACUGUCGAUACCACCUGGAUGUCCUGUCAGACCUGAAGAAAGUCGCUAAGCAUAAAUCCCCCGGUGGCGAUACAUUCUCGGGUGUCCAGAAGGUGAGUGUGAACGUCAUCAGACGAAAAACAACUUCCGUUCCCCUGCCAAUAGUCACAAAUUCCACCUCACCAACACGAUCGACCCGGAGGACGUCUCAACUCAAUCGUUCAUCCUCCCCAACGGAACGACAAUGUGACAAAUGUGCGGUGAAAAUUGACAAUGGAAUUGACAUGUACAGAUUCCACACGACGGGUGAAAAACUCUGCAAAGAUUGUUGGAUAUCAAUGGAUCCAGCUAAACAAUCGAAGGGACGACAGCGAAAUACACCAGUGCAAUCAAACACAAAACUUUGUACAGUUGUUCUCAAGGACGUCCUGACAAAUCCACCGGAGGGAAAAAAUCAGAGUGAAAUAAAUUCCCUAAAUUCAUCGAAGGCUGGGGCAGUCAGAACAAGAAACGCUGUCUACAUUAUUUCGGAUGAUUCUGAUGACGGUCGAGCAGUUAAAAAAUUACCAAAAAGAUCGAGCAGUGAGAAUGACACACAAUCAACGAAGAAACCAAAACGCGAUGAAUUUAUUUCCCAAAGACAGACUAGAGCAUCGAGUGUUAUGAAUAGUGUUGUUAGUUCAUCAAGAAACGUCUCCAAGUCACUACCAAAACGCAGACAUUCAGACUGUUUCGAAGUCCCAGACACAAUGCCUAAACGACAGAGAGGUCGACCCCGAAGAUUCACGAGUUACCUACAGGAGGAAGAGGUUGAUGACAAAAAAGCGACUAAAACACCAGCGAAAGUGAAGGCAGUGGUGACGCCUACAUCCAAGACAUCCAAGAAGCCGAGUCCACCGAAGAGCGUCUCAUCGAAUGAAGAAGUAUCAAAGAAGACACCCGAGAAAAAUUCAUCUCAGGAAAAUGAGAUAACAAAAGCUGAGGAAUGGGUCAGAAGAUCAACGAGAGUCAGGAAGUCACCAAAACACUGGUCGGAGACGUCUGAGUCUCCAGGAGUAUCUGAAGAGGAUAAUGAAACUGUUGAAGGGGACAUUGAGAGCGGUAAACCAUUGACGAGGAAUUCUAAAGUGAAGGGAUCCACGAGUAGAUCAAAGAACUCUCAGAAGGAAGUUGAGGCUGUUGAUGAGGUGACAACUCCAGAGAAUGACAAGAGCAUCAUCGGUGAUGGGGAGAAUCAGUCGUACACUUGCACAAUUUGCUGUUGUGAAUUUGAGAAUAAAAUCGAAGGUAUGACACACGAGUUGAAUCACUCGAAGAAACUUGGAGUUGUAUUGGAGAAGGUGGUGGUGUCUGGGGCUGUUGAUGAUGGAAAUAAAGAGGUGGAUAAUGAGGAGAGCAUUUCAGCUGAAGUUGAGGAGAGGAAAACUGGGGAAGAUUCAUUGGAAGCUGUUGAGGUGUCAGAGGUGACUGAAGAUGCUGGCACAUCUCAAAAAGACGAUAAAUCGCAUGACAAUAAUGAAGAGACGAAGGAGGAUGAAAUUGUUGAGGUACCUGGGGAGUCUGGAGACAGUGAAAAGCCAACGGAAGCAGAAAAGGUCCCGGAAGGUGAUGGAGAAAGUGCAGAGGGUAAGAAUUCUGAAGGAGGCGAGACUGAGUCUGAUAAAUUACCUGGAGUUGAUGAAUCCAAUGGAAGUGAUGGAGCAUCAAGACCUGAAGUCGAGGAGACGAAAAAUGAUUCUGGGGAUGAUGGAAAAGCUGACGUUGAUGAUGCAGGUGAAGGCGAGAAGGAGAAUGCAGAUGAAGAAUCUCUGGUGAUUGAAAAAGAAGUUGUUUCCGAGGAUAAAACCGGGGAAAGUGAAUUGCAAAAGAUCGAGAAUGGAGAUCAGGAGGGAGAGGCAGAGGUUCAGUCUGUGGUGGCCUCUGAGGAGACAAAUGAAGAUCCUCAGAGGGAGGACGUGCUUCCUUUGACGAAUGGAAAGAAUGAAGAUCCACCAGCUGAGGGUGAUCAUGAAGGUGAGGAAAAGACAAUGGAGAAGGUGUCCCAGAGUGACGAGUCACCAGUUGAUGAGAAUGCAAAGAGUAAAGAUCCCAGUGAAGGUGGAGAUGAGGAGAAAAUUGAUGAUGAAGAGGCAGCAGGAGAAAGCAUGGAGCAACCUCAGAAGGUUGGAGUUGUAGAAAAAAAUGAUGAGGACGAGAGGGAGGAGGAAAGGGCGACGAGUCCUCCAGGUCAAGAGGAUGUCGUCAAUGGGGAGGAGGAGAAUGAUGCGACGACAGAAGAUAGUAAAUCGAAAGGGGGAGAAAUAGCCAGCACUGAUGGGGUGGAUAGUGAUGAUAAUAAUAAGGAAAAAGAGAAUGUUAACGAGGUGACGUGCACUCCUGAUGGGGAAAGGGUUGAAGAGGCAGGAGAUUAUCCUGGAGAUGCUGGUGAUGCGGAGCCUUUCGCGGAAAUUGGGAAUAAACAAUUGGUUGAUGUUGAUGUUGAUGCUGAUGAGGCCAGUAUGGAUGCGAUUGAAAGGCAAAUGGAGAGUAUCGUUGGAAAAGAUGUGACGGGGGGAACUAAUGGAGCUCCUCCAGAGGAACAGAAAGUGUCAUAAUUUCGUAUUACAAUUGAUAUGUCGUGCUAUACUGUGGACAAAACAUGAUGCACAAUACCUUUUUUACGUGGAUGUUUGUGGAGAAAAAAAAAUGAGACUUGUCGAUGAAUUGUUGGAUGAUUUCAUUUGUUUUGUAUGCACCAGGGAAUUAAUUUUUAGUUAAAAAAUUAAUUCUGAAGGAAUUGGUAAUUUUUGGGGUUGGAUUGCGUAAAUUUUGGAGUGGGAGAUUAUUGGAUGAAGUUUAGAAAAAUUAGUUGUGAAUGGUGAGGAGUUAUUUGUCGAGUGGAAGUCACAUUGUUUGGUGUCCUCAACAAUUAGGGGAUAAUUAGUCAAUAUUAGUUCGAGGCCGGAAAUUUCUACCUGUUUCAUUGGGAUCUUUGGGGAUCUUUCUAUUGCAAAAAUUAACAAGGGGGCGUUACAUUAAUUGGGGGGGGGGGAUAGGGAAGAAUUUGUAUUUUUUUUCGAAUUUUGUAUUUCAUUCUGCCGAGAAAAAUUAAAAAUAUUUAAUUGUAGAAUAAAAAAUACGUCAUUUUUGGAAAGUCUUUGGCUGAAACAAAUAGAGUUAAUAAUCGAUUCACAGGUAAAUUAUUAUUAAGGAAAAUCAGGGGAGUGGGGAUUAACUAAUGUUAACUUAAACCUCUUUUUUUUGUUCAACCGUUCACUGUAUAACUCGCAAAAAACAUAAUUUUGAUAGAUAUUUUGAUUAAUAACGCAUGAACCGUAGGGCCAUGACUAAUGAAUUUGAAGUCAUGUAUUUAGGGAACAUCCACAAGACGAUCAAUCGCGUAUUGAGAUUCUUAGACGAUUGUUAAUCCUCGUCAUUCCUCGUUGAUAAGUAUCUCCUAAAUAUUUGUACAAAUGACAAUUUUAAUUUUCUUUGUUUUCACAAAUCGGUGGGGACACCCGAGCUGAGGCUUUCGUAGUAAAUUUCAAAAUUACUGAAAGAAUAUUCUCUAAACAAUUAGACUCUAUGUACCAUGUCCUUAACUCCAUGUACUUCCUGAGGAAGUUCCGCAGACAAUAUUUUUAUAACAAUCCAAAGGACAAAAAUUGAAAUCGAAUGAACCUCAUUUCCAAAUUAUUCCUUUGUUCAAAUGCAUUCGAAUGAGUGUAAAUAGUGCGAAAGAAGUACAGAAAAGUUGUGUGCACAAACGAUGUAAAAAUACCCAAUUUUGACGUAGAAUAAUUUUUUUGAUUGAUCCACUCGACAACAAAAUCCUUCAUUUAUGUUUCUUGAAUGCAUUUCGAGUUGAAGAAACAUUAAAUUGUAAACCUAUUUUAUACAAAAAGUCGGAUCAACCCUUCGACCGGGGGGAGUACAUCGGAAAAACAAUUCUAAACAAAAAAAACUCGAUUGAUCCAAGUGGUUUAUUGAUUUAAUUAAUCGCAAAAAAUGCUGUUGUGAGUCUCGUAAACCAAAUGAAUAUUUUAUUCAAUUGAGCAAAUUUUUGUAACAAAAUAUUUUAUAUCGUGAUGUUGAUAUAUUGAGAAAUCGCCAAUAUUUCUCAAAAAAUAUAUUCGAUAACACGAAAAUUCAAUUUAAUUGUGUUAAAAAAACACAAAAACAAAAAAAUGUAAUAAUUUUUCACUCGAAAAAAUUCACAUUGAAGCGAUAUUUGUGUCUUACAAAUAACACUUCAUUUAGCGACAAUUCAAAUCUAUCAAUGACUUGAAACAAUCACUGAAAUUUUUAUUGUUUAGAAUUUUUUUCGUUGUACGUCGACUCCCACAAAAAUUAAUCUCCAAAAUUGAAGAUUAAAAAAUAUUGCUUUCGGUUGAAAUGACUUAUCGUACCUCAUUUAGGGCCACGAAGCCGACAAUCUCAUUAAUUUAACCUUCUACAUGUGUGAGGGCAAUGAAUAAUUGAUUAUUAUAAACAUGUCACAAAUUUCUACAGAAGAUAGACGUAUGUGAGUUACUCGAUAGUUGCACGCUUUUUAUAUUACGAAUUUGUUUUUUUUUCACCACACGAAUUUCCAAAGUUUUGAGAGAAAGAAGCGAGUGUUGUUUGACUAUAGAUUGGACUUAAGAUUACACAUGAAUGAAAUAAAGAUAUUAAUUGAAUUACGAAUAAUGUAAAAAUAUGGAAUAUAAAUCCCUGAAUAAAUGUAAUUUAAACUCUUCAAA